Messenger RNA from Solanum tuberosum (potato), 402 nucleotides. RefSeq lists its product as uncharacterized. The record is from RefSeq and is a predicted model, not a curated record. The transcript has a single exon. NCBI's taxonomy places the organism in Eukaryota, Viridiplantae, Streptophyta, Magnoliopsida, Solanales, Solanaceae. Bases 1 to 402 code for a protein of 133 amino acids.
AUGACACCACUUGAACAAAAUCAGAAGCUCACAAGUCAGGAGUAUGACCAGCAUUGUGGCUUGCAGGAUGAUGCACUGUUGAGUGAUAUCAAAGGUUAUCAGAGACUGAUAGGAAAAUUGCUAUACUUAACACUAACCAGACCAGACAUUGCAUAUAGUGUUCAGACCUUGAGUCAGUUUAUGCAAAAUCCUAACAAGUCUCACCUAGAAGCAGCACACAGAGUUGUAAGAUACAUAAAGAAUGAACCAGGUCUGGGAAUCUUAAUGAGUGCAGAAGGAAGUGCUUCUCUCACAACAUAUUGUGAUGCUAAUUGGGCCAGUUGUCCAAAUUCAAGAAAGUCAGUGACUGGCGAUAUUAUGAAAUUUGGACAGUCAUUAAUCUCUUGGAAGUCAAAGAAAUAA